Molecule: messenger RNA, 671 nt
Organism: Habropoda laboriosa
Lineage: Eukaryota; Metazoa; Arthropoda; Insecta; Hymenoptera; Apidae
Product: chromobox protein homolog 1-like
Exons: 3
Coding region: 1-507 (168 amino acids)
Biological process (GO): negative regulation of transcription by RNA polymerase II; chromatin organization
Cellular component (GO): pericentric heterochromatin; nucleus
Molecular function (GO): chromatin binding
Source: RefSeq, a predicted model, not a curated record
AUGAUCCUUGUGGUAUUAGUUUUAGACAGGAGAGUAGUUAAGGGCAAGGUUGAAUACUUUCUUAAAUGGAAAGGAUAUUCUAAUGAUGAAAAUACAUGGGAACCAGAAGAAAAUCUGGAUUGUCCAGAUCUAAUUGCACAAUUUGAAGAACAACGUAAAAAGAAAGAAGCAGCUGCAGCUGGUAAACGACAUGAAAGUAAAGACCACAAGAAACGAAAAAGCAGUCCUGCACCUAUUCAUAAUGUGAAGAAAAAAGUGACCGAAGAAAAGAAACCAGAAGGAUUUGACAGGAAUUUGGAUCCUGAACGGAUUAUUGGUGCAACAGAUUCAAGUGGAGAAUUGAUGUUUUUAAUGAAAUGGAAAGGAACAGAUGAUGCAGAUUUAGUUCCUGCUCGAAUUGCUAAUGAAAAAUGUCCACAAAUUGUGAUAAAGUUUUAUGAAGAACGAUUGACAUGGCAUAGCCCUACUCAUGAUGAGGAAAGUUCAUCAAAGGCUGACCCAGAGUAGCGUCCCGCCUUCCGAUAUACAUAUGCAGCACGCUUUAGAAUUUGUCGCAUAUAACAAAAAAUAGCGUGUACAAAAUGAAAAACAUGAAGAUUUAUUGGUUAUUGCACUGUAACGAUAUUAUUAAUAUUAACAUUAAUGAUCUUAACAAAUAGGCAAAUCUCAUU